AUGUCUUCCUCUCAGUCUAGGCGUGGAGUGCGUAAACGUACACAUGACAGAGCUUUUACUGGCCAUUCAGCAUCUAUGGACUCAACGCCUGUAGCAAACAAUGGUCAGAAACCUCCAUCAAGUGUUCAUUUUAAGACAAAAUCUAUGUCUACAAGUUUGAAAAGGAUACAAAAAGAACUGACAGAUAUUAUGUCAGAUCCACCACCUAACUGCAGUCACGGAAUAAUAUGCCUGGAUAUACUCAAGGAUAACUGGUCUCCAGCACUUACUAUCAGCAAGGUUUUACUAUCCAUUUGUUCGUUGCUUACUGAUUGCAAUCCUGCUGACCCCUUAGUUGGGUCUAUUGCUAGUCAAUAUAUGCAUAACAGAUCAGAACAUGAUCGUAUUGCACGAUUAUGGACACAGAAAUACGCGAAUUCUGCCACAUAUCCCUCUACUGGACAUACGCAGGGGAUAAAUGCCGAUUCCGAGUCAAAUAGACGAGAUUCGCAGGCCAUACUGUUACCAGUUCCAAGGUCGUCAGAUUCCGAACAUUCAGGUUGUACAUCAAACAAAGAUGAUAUUCUGACCGAAGUACCGUGUACAGAAAGUAGUAGCACAAGUGCCUGUACAAGCGUUGGAGCUAGAAGUGAUGGUGGAGAAAGUGUGGAUGAAGUUCUUGAUGAUGAAACUCCUGUACCUUCUACAGAAUCAUCUGUUGUUCAUUCAUUCACUCCUGCUUGAUUUUUUUUCAAUAUUGUUCACUUACCUGGUUCUUUCGUUUCUUCAUGGUUUCUUGUUUUAAUUUAAUCCACUAACUGUUUUGAAAUCCUUUUGUAAAGCGGAAUCAUGCAUACUUUUUAUAGUUCCUAGGAGAUCCCGAUAUAUAUAUAUGUCGGGAUUUAGUUUUUCCUAAUUGCAUUCCCUUGUUGGCACACGCUGUUUCCGCUAAUUAUAUAAUGAUUACUCAAGUUAAAGGUACUGAUUAAAACCGCUUGAGUAGAAUAUCUGUAAUUCUAUAUCUCAGGUUUGUUAAUUUUAGGCACUUACAUUUUAAAAAAGUUGUACAUUUUUGUGAAUCGCCCUCGAAGGGAUUCUAUAAUGUUGAUAUACAAAUUUUUACCAGUUGUAUAAACAUGUAUUUAGUGCUUGUUUCUCGAAAAAUUCAUGUGCCUCCGGACAUAUCAGCAUUUCUUCGUUCGUUCUUGUCUCAUAUGUUGAUG
Trichobilharzia szidati is the source of this 1202-nucleotide messenger RNA. The record is from the annotation of a GenBank genome assembly. Lineage: Eukaryota; Metazoa; Platyhelminthes; Trematoda; Strigeidida; Schistosomatidae.